Messenger RNA from Ostertagia ostertagi, 646 nucleotides. NCBI's taxonomy places the organism in Eukaryota, Metazoa, Nematoda, Chromadorea, Rhabditida, Trichostrongylidae. The record is from the annotation of a GenBank genome assembly.
AAGUCGACGCCGUUCCGUUAGAGGUCGUAGAUCCCUCAUAAGGGUAGCAGUAGACGGCUCGUCUCCAGUUGUUGUAGCGGCGCCACUAUCGGACUCGAUUAUGAAGAAUACUGCUGUUGAUAAAGUAACGCAACUCGUCCAAAGAAAAAAUCAAACUCUCGCGUAUAUCGAGCACUUACGGUCACAAAAAGAGGAAUGGGAACAGUUACUCGAAAGGCAGCGCAUGAAGAAUCACCAUGCCGCGAGCAAGGUUGAUGCUCCUUGCGAUCGCAAGCCUUCGGCACGUGUACCUGUUGAAAACCUCGGUCAGAUCGAAACUAUGCAGAAGCCUCGACAUGUCCUGAAUCGAGUUCUUCGUGCUUUCAAUAAACGGAAUGAAGAUCUACAAAAUCAAAAAGUCGUGGAUGAACUCAAAGCGGAGUGCGACGCAACUUCCUCUUCUAUUAUUACUCUGAAAGCACGAACAGAAGCUCUUAUUGCUCUCCUGAAUGCGGAACCUAAAGAGGAACUAUUGGCAAGGAAGACGUGGUUGGAAGAUUUGAGAAGCAGAGAAGACAGGCGUUUUCAUUGGCUUGAAGAGAGAAUGGCUCGUUUGGAAGCACGAAAAGCUUUUUUUAAUGAGACACGCAGCGUCACCUGCAAUUGA